AUGUGCCAGAUGCCCCGAGGCACCGGGGAUGAGACGGUGGACGUGAUUAUUUACCUGAAACAUCUGGGAAUUCUGUCUCUGCAGGUCAUCAAACGCUGUGAUAUCAUACUCCUGAUGGAAAUCAAGGACAGCAACAACAUGAUCUGUCCCACACUGAUGGAGAGACUAAAUGGAAACUCAAGAAGAAGCAUAAAGUACAACUAUGUGAUUAGCUCUCGGCUGGGAAGAAACACAUAUAAGGAACAGUAUGCCUUUCUCUACAAGGAAAAGCUAGUGUCUGUGAAGAAACUCUACCUCUACCAUGACUAUCAGGCUGGAGACUCAGACGUGUUUUCCAGGGAACCCUUUGUGGUCUGGUUCCAGUCACCUCACACCGUUGUCAAGGACUUCGUGAUUGUCCCCCUGCACACCACCCCUGAGACCUCCGUGAAAGAGAUUGAUAAGCUGGCUGAUGUCUACUGGGACGUGAAACGCCGUUGGAAGGUGGAGAAUUUCAUUUUCAUGGGUGACUUCAACGCCGGCUGUAGCUAUGUCCCCAAGAAGGCCUGGAAGAACAUCCGCUUGAGGACUGACCCCAGGUUUGUUUGGCUGAUAAGGGACCAAGAGGACACCACGGUCAAGGGGAGCACCAGCUGUGCAUAUGACAGGUAAGACUCAUCUGCCCGACUCAGGCUAGCCCAUGCAGUGCUUGAUAUGCCUCAGGAAAGGCGCCCCCCUCAGGGCAGAGGAAGAACCCGGUUGCAGUGCUGAGUCAAUUAGACUUCAGGCCCACGUAUCGGGUACUUGUGCAGUGUGCAACAUGCAUGACCAUGACUGGGAGCCCUGAGCAUUGUGGCUUAGCAGUGGCUAGUGCAGGCCUAACUUCAAAUCCUGCGCCUACCACCCCAGGUCUGUGACCGAGAGACUUAAGCUCUGUGUGUCUUUGCUUCUUGGCCUGUAAAACGGAGACUGUAGUCGAGCCUCAUUCAUGGAACCAUGAGGAGGAGGAGAUGAAGUAGUAUAUGUCUUCUCACACAAUGCCUGGCAGAUGAUAAGUGUUCCACACAUUCACCGGCUGUUAAUUAUUUCAUCACGAAGACAUACCAGAAUUUAGUCACUCAAGUCCUCUGUCACUGAGCUUAGGUUAUUGCCAAGAGUUUGCGAGCAUAAGCACUGCUGAAAUGGACAUUCCAUAUGAGACCAGUAGAAGAGUAUUUAUACUUUUAAAGCUUUUGCUAUACAUUCCUAAAUGCAAAUACAUACCUUUAAAUAACAGCAUUCUCGGGGCACCCGGCUGGCUCAAUGAGCGGAGCACGUGGCUCUUGAUCUCGGGGUGUGAGUUCAAGCCUCAUGGUGGCUGUAGAGCUUACAUUAAAAAAAACAGUAUUGUAAAAUCUCCCUGGGGAUUUUCAGUCAGCUUUCACUUUUGCUCCUUAAACUGGGAGGUGUGGGAGGCACUCGAAGGAUGUGAAUGUUCCCGAUCUUCCCAUCUGUAGCAGAACCCGCGGCGGCUGCGGUUCCCAGAGCUCGGCCUUCCUCCAAGGAAGCACCAGAUGGCUUCUGCCAGAAGACAGUUGUUCUCACUUCUCUAGUUUUGAGGUCAGGCUUUCACUUCCAUCCCAUGACCUCCUUUGUUCCUCUUUGGAGCUUUCAGGGCUGGUGUGUUCUUUGCAGAAGUCUCUGCUCCGGCUCCUGAGAGUGGAAAGCGCCCUAGCAUUGGGGAGAGCAGACAGAGGCGGGAAGGCAGGAGCCUGGGCUCCCCGGUGCCUGCGCUCCCCCUCUGGCUUUGAGGGCUUGUCAGCAGAGCGGGUUGGAGACGGCCACUCGCCCACUAGCCCUGCUUGCACAUGCCGUGUGUGCGGCCUUGGGCAGGUCAAGUCCCUUCUGCGGCCCCAUUCUCCCCUGGCCAACAAGGGAGAGGUGAUUGAAAAUAAUGAAGCAGUCGGGCUCCCUGCUCGGCAGGGAGUCUGCUUCUCCCUCUGACCCUCCUCCC
Leptonychotes weddellii (Weddell seal) is the source of this 1972-nucleotide messenger RNA. Lineage: Eukaryota; Metazoa; Chordata; Mammalia; Carnivora; Phocidae. The record is from RefSeq and is a predicted model, not a curated record.